AUGUUAUGCCGUUUAAUUGCACAUAAUGACCAAAUUCCUUUAACACCUUCCAACGUAACUCGAUUUCAUUCUAGAGCAACGCCAUCCAUUACAGUAUCUGAUUAUCUUCGUCGUAUAGUAAAAUAUACAUCUUUGGAAAGGUCUUGUCUUUUGAUACUUCUUUUGUACAUAGACCGAGUAUGUGAAAAUAACGCGUUCACUAUAACAUCACUGACCGUACAUCGAUUCAUUAUUGCUGCGGUCACAGUAUCAUCCAAAGCAUUGUGCGAUUCUUAUUGUACAAAUACACAUUAUGCAAGAGUUGGGGGAAUAUCUACCCAGGAGCUAAAUACUCUAGAACUGGAAUUCUUAAAACUCAUCGGUUGGCAGUUGAUCUGCACUAGUGAGACAUUACAACAAUACUAUGUCAACCUAGUUAAACAAAAUUCAUUAUAUCGAAGGGCUGUUACCACUGAUUCUGACAGCUAUGGAACAUCGAUAAUGAUGGAUGUGAUUAGUGAUCCUGGCCAAUAA
Molecule: messenger RNA, 513 nt
Organism: Dentiscutata heterogama
Lineage: Eukaryota; Fungi; Glomeromycota; Glomeromycetes; Diversisporales; Gigasporaceae
Source: the annotation of a GenBank genome assembly